Molecule: messenger RNA, 1047 nt
Organism: Cynocephalus volans (Philippine flying lemur)
Lineage: Eukaryota; Metazoa; Chordata; Mammalia; Dermoptera; Cynocephalidae
Product: melanoma-associated antigen B10-like
Exons: 1
Coding region: 1-1047 (348 amino acids)
Biological process (GO): negative regulation of transcription by RNA polymerase II
Cellular component (GO): nucleus
Source: RefSeq, a predicted model, not a curated record
AUGCCUCGGGGUCAGAAGAGUAAGCUCCGUGCCCGUGAGAAACGCCGUCAGGCUCGAGAAGAAAACAAGGAUGUCAAGGGUGCUCAAGCCACUGUAGUGGAGCAAGAAAAGUCCAUCUCUCCCUCGUCUCCACAUUACAAAGAAAAUCCGCAGAGUUCAUCUGCUGCUGGAACAGCCAGCGAUCAGCAAAAGCCAGGGAAAGGCCCAUCCAGCACUGCUGCUGCAGCAGCUGCUUCCUCCACAAGAUCUAAUGAAGGUGCCACCAGCCAAGUUGAGGAAAAGCCAAAUGCCUCACAGGCCCAGGCUUCCACUGAGCACAAGCAGCAAGACCUUGUAGAAAAUAAGGCGAUAAUGCUGGUCCGUUAUCUGCUGUUCAAGUAUCAAAUGAAAGAGCCCAUUACAAAGGUAGAUAUGCUGAGAAAUGUGAUCAAAACGGAUAAGAACCACUUCCCUGAGAUCCUUAGUAGAGCCUCUAGGCACCUGGAGCUCGUCUUUGGCCUUGACAUGAAAGAAGUCGAUCCCAACAGGAGCCUCUAUGUCCUUGUCAACAAAUUGGAAAGAAGCUGUCAUGGAAGAGUGAAUGACAACACAGGCAUGGCCAAGACUGGCCUGCUGAUGACUGUUCUGGCUGUGAUCUUCUCGAAGGGCAAUUGCGCCACUGAGGAGCAAAUCUGGGAAGUGCUAAAUGAGAUGGGAAUAUAUGAUGGGGAGGAGCAUGUCAUCUAUGGGGAACCCAGGAAGCUAUUCACCGAAGAUAUGGUAAAAGAAAAGUACCUAGAAUAUCGUCAGGCACCCAACAGUGAUCCUCCAAGCUAUGAAUUCCUGUGGGGUCCAAGAGCCUAUGCUGAAACCAGCAAGAUGAAAGUUCUUGAGUUUUUCGCUAAGAUCCAUCACUCUGUCCCUAGUGCCUUCCCACCCUUGUAUGAAGAGGCUCUGAGAGAUGAAGAGGAGCGAGCCCGAGCUAGAGUUGCAGCUAGGGCUCAUCCUGCUGCCAUGGCCAGUGCUCAUUCUAGGGCCGUUUCCAGCAGCUUUUCCUGCCCCAAGUGA